This is a messenger RNA of Alternaria ventricosa, 579 nucleotides long. RefSeq lists its product as uncharacterized. NCBI's taxonomy places the organism in Eukaryota, Fungi, Ascomycota, Dothideomycetes, Pleosporales, Pleosporaceae. The record is from RefSeq and is a predicted model, not a curated record. Bases 1 to 579 code for a protein of 192 amino acids. The transcript has a single exon.
AUGUCUCCCCCACCUAUGUCAGCAAAGUCUUUCGGCACCUUCAUCGACUCGGAGCCGUCGACGCCAGCCUACUCACCAAGGAUGGACCACCAGUGGGACGACUCAUCGGUGGUCCUAGUCCGUCCCAUGUCCUCGUCUUCUGAACCUUCCAGCCCUACUGAGCCAGUAUGGCGCAUGCUACAACCACUGCCUGUGAAGGCCCCACCAAAGCCCAGAGCCAGCACCGUCAGAGCUCAGUCCAAAGAACCGGUCUCCUCUGCCAAGGAGAUUUCAUCACAGACAUCGCUUGCGUCGCACCCUACUAAGCAGGCGAGCUACGUCAAUCGCCCGCACGCGAUCAAGCUAGCAAGCCUAUCACAACAAGAUUUCCCCCCGAAGAGCGAAGACAUCCCACAGGGUGAUGUUACAUCACCUCAGCCGACAGCCAGCACUCCCACAGCGGCCGCCUUCGGGAAACUGGCAAACAAGAUGAAGUUGAUGCUACGGCGUAAGAACACAAACGCAAAGAAAAAGGAGAAGAAGAAGCGAGAGUACGAAGAGGUAGACCGCAUAGAGGAUGUACACUGGACAGAGAUGUGA